This is a messenger RNA of Lactuca saligna, 429 nucleotides long. NCBI's taxonomy places the organism in Eukaryota, Viridiplantae, Streptophyta, Magnoliopsida, Asterales, Asteraceae. The record is from the annotation of a GenBank genome assembly.
AUGUCGGAGCCAUGUCGAGUUUGUAUCGAAUCUGCCCGUGGGGUUAGGAAAGAAGCUUUAAGGAACGUGUUCUCCAAGUUCGGUGAAGUGGUGGAUGUCUACAUGGUGAAGAAGAAAGAUGUAAACAGGAAAUCAUUUGCUUUUGUUAGAUUCAAAAAGGCGAACAAUAAUGAACUGGAAUUGGAGAGAGCCUUACAAGGUAUCAAAAUCAGAAACAUAAUAUUAGAUAUCAAUAUUGCGAGAUUUGAAAGGAAUCAAGAGUCGACUAAUACAGGAAACAGAUUGAAUCGACAUCUGAAUCGGUUCACCCAGGCGAUAAACGUCACGAAAAAAGACAAAAGAACUUUUUCAGAAGUUGCAGCGAGUGGAAGUAAGUCCUUUCAUAUCCCUCCCCCACCUCCUCCAAAUAUGAAAAAUGUGUUGGAUUAG